Messenger RNA from Rangifer tarandus platyrhynchus (Svalbard reindeer), 681 nucleotides. NCBI's taxonomy places the organism in Eukaryota, Metazoa, Chordata, Mammalia, Artiodactyla, Cervidae. The record is from the annotation of a GenBank genome assembly.
AUGGUAGAGGAUGAACUGGCACUAUUUGAUAAAAGCAUAAAUGAAUUUUGGAAUAAAUUCAAAAGCACUGUCAGUGACACCUCCUGUCAGAUGGUGGGACUAAGAGAUGCCUACAAGGACUCAAUUAAAGCAUUUGCAGAAAAGCUGUCUGUGAAAUUAAAGGAAGAAGAACGGAUGGUUGAAAUGUUUCUGGAAUAUCAAAAUCAAAUCUGCAGACAGAAUAAGCUCAUUCAAGAGAAAAAGGAGAAUUUAUUAAAGUUGAUUGCUGAAGUAAAAGACAAAAAACAGGAAGUGGAGGCACUGACUGCAACUAUCCAGGAUCUUAAGGAAGAAUAUGCUAGGAAGAAGGAAACUAUUUCCACUGCUAAGAAAGCUAAUGAAGAGAGGUUGAAAAGGCUACAGAAAUCUGCAGACUUGUAUAAAGAUCGACUUGGACUAGAAAUUCGAAAAAUUUAUGGUGAUAAAUUGCAGUUUAUAUUCACUGAUAUUGACCCUAAGCAUCCUGAUCGUCCAUUUAUGUUUUCCCUGGGCCUAAAUGAAGCAAGGGACUAUGAAGUGUCAGAUAGUGCUCCUUAUCUUGAGUGCCUCGCAGAAUUUCAAGAAAAUGUAAGGCAGACCAACAAUUUUUCGGCUUUUCUUGCCAACGUUCGGAAAGCUUUUACUGCCAUGGUUUAUAAUUAA